Molecule: messenger RNA, 1877 nt
Organism: Malaya genurostris
Lineage: Eukaryota; Metazoa; Arthropoda; Insecta; Diptera; Culicidae
Exons: 2
Coding region: 473-1411 (312 amino acids)
Cellular component (GO): transcription factor TFIID complex
Source: RefSeq, a predicted model, not a curated record
AGUUGAGCGCACCUUGAUAGCGAUAGCACCGUGAAGAGAAUGACAGUUUGAUAAAAUAGAUUAAGAAGGAAUAAAACAAAAUGGUUUGAGAGUUAGGCAAACGCGCGUGAACUGAACGCCGCUUAGUUAAUAAAUACUUAUUUACGUAAUUACAGUUACAUUCUGUUCCAAAAAGUUACUUUGAUUGAACUUGAACUAUAAGUAAUAGUGUUUGUCACUGAAUUGAAUUAAUAUUUAUCGCUUAACCUAACUUAUUCUAGGAUUGUACUGUUCGAUAAAUAUCUACAGUUCUCUAAAUCCAUCUAACGUAACGAAUCAUUGAAGCAGCAGUAGAUCCAUGAGCUACAUCUGAACUAAAACAGUAGCAAUUUACUAAACAGAUUUAAAAUCUUCCCUGUGGAAAUAAAGGGACUAUUACAAAUCCGGAAAGGCUUCUUAAUUGUCAGAGAAACAACAUCUUUUAAAUCUGUUUAUGGCCAUGUCUGAGGCUGCUGCUGCUGCCAACCUUGCCUAUGGUAAAAACAAUGCCGGUGCGGUUGACACUACUACUGGUGCUAUUGUUAAUUCCGAGAAUCAAAACGUUACUGGUCACAGCUGUCGAACGUGUAAGCAAGCUGAUAAUAGCAGGAUGGUGCAAUGUGACGAUUGUGAUAGCUGGCACCAUUUCACUUGUGUUGGUGUUUCUGACGAAGUGGAAUAUAACGAUUGGUAUUGCAACAAAUGCGCAUCCGUUAGACUACUGAAGGAAAAACAGAAGUACACUGGCACUAAAUCGAAGAAAUUCAGUGCCAAACCCGCGGAGGAAGAAGACAAGAAGAAGGUUAUACCUAGGAAACUUAAAGAAAAGCCUAAGAAGCAGAUUGAAAACGUUCAAACACGAAAUGUCCAAGUUUCAGUAUCGAUGCCAGAUGGAAGACUGAGUAAAGCCAGUUCUGUAAAAUCAACAGCGUCUAGAAAAUCCACAAAGGCCGUGUUAGAACUAAAACUUCGAAAACUCCAAGCCGAGCAAACGCUUCUGGAUGAAAGGCGAAAAUUGUUGGACAAACAGUAUAGUGUCAUGAAGGAACUGUCAGAGUUACAAAUUGAGCAAGAAGAUGAAAAUAAUGAUGUUUACCAUAACUCCAAAGUAAACGAUUGGUUGAGUGAAAAUCCUACACAGCAAGUUUCCGUGCAUACCGAUUCGGAAGAAAGCGGUGAUAGUUUCUUGGAAGAAGACAGUGAUAGAAAUUCAGAAACAUUCGAAAAUAGCACAGAUGAUGCUGGAUCCGAUGAAGCUUCCGUCUCAAAACGAAGUUUCAAGCCAGAAUUUCUUUCGACACCGAAAAAAGGGAAGUCCCGACACAAGAGUAAUAAGCAUUUUACAGUUACAGGCAGCAACCAGAUUUCCUGUCGUAAAAGGCCACAAAAAUAGGAACUCCUAAGUCAAGGUGUAUUUCCGUGCCGAUGGCUGAAUGGCUGCAGGAGGUUAAACAUUGCAGUCGUGAACGGAAUAUCUUGGGUUUUUCCCUUACUGGAUACACGCAAUGCUUAGCAAUCAACUUCUUUGAUCAUCGCUUCGGCAGGCCAGAGAUUAGAAAGCUGAGUGUCUGUGGGUGUCCUCAAGGUGGUGUACUAUCCCCACUUUUAUGGAACCUAGUCGCUGAUAGUUUGUUAAGGAAACUUAAUAACCUUGGACUUCCGACUUAUGGUUUUGCCGACGAUUAUCAUAUAUUGAUGACCGGUAUAAGCAUUAACACUCUCUUUGAUUUAAUGCAGCAAGCCCUGCGAUCUGUUGAACAAUGGUGUUGUCAGGUUUGGAUUAUCUGUAAAUCCGGGUAAAACAUCAAUGGUGCUUUUCACUCAUCGUAGGAUAAUUACAGGAGCUCGUCCGUUGCAGU